AUGACUACACUAGCAGAAUGGCCCGAGUUAGCCGUAGUAACCAAAGAGCAGCGAUUCGAACUUGUGCUGAAAAGUUUGGAUUCGCAGGGAAGGACUCCAAAUCUCAGCGAUGAUAGCCUUCAAAAAAUGGUUUUUGAAAAGAAUCAUCAACUGAAUUUCAUUAGCAUAGCGGGUUGUGGAAUGUCUUACCUUUCACCUUCGAUUGUCUCUUGUUCGCAUCUCACCAAGCUUGUCAUCAUACGGAAUGAACUUGUUUCUGUUCCCGAGGAAUUAGGUACCUUGACAAAAUUAGUUUUUAUUGACCUCAGUAAUAAUAAAUUGGAGCGAUUGCCGGCAUCGUUUUCAAAACUAAACAAGCUUGAAACGUUGGUUGCUUCUGGAAAUCAGCUGACCGAUGACGGACUGUUCGACUUUACUGCAAUUGAAUCGCUUCAUGUGCUCGAUCUUUCGUAUAACAAUUUGACAGUCGUGCCGCCUACAUUGAUGUGUGGGAAACUCGUCCACUUGCACACUUUGAAUCUUGCUCAUAACAAAAUUGUCGAGGUGAAUACAGAGCUGAAUGUCAUCGAGCAUAUGAAAACGUUGAAUCUCUCCGAGAAUGAGAUCACGUCUCUCCCAUGGGCUAUCGGUCAGAUGGAAAAAAUCAAGGUCUUGGAUUUGUCGCUAAAUCCUUUCAAAGAUGGACGUUUCAAGAAACUUGCCAACGACAAGAGAGCUAAG
Ostertagia ostertagi is the source of this 720-nucleotide messenger RNA. Lineage: Eukaryota; Metazoa; Nematoda; Chromadorea; Rhabditida; Trichostrongylidae. The record is from the annotation of a GenBank genome assembly.